Molecule: messenger RNA, 426 nt
Organism: Amoebophrya sp. A25
Lineage: Eukaryota; Dinophyceae; Syndiniales; Amoebophryaceae
Source: the annotation of a GenBank genome assembly
CACUUUUUUAUCUAUCGAGGAAGCUUACAUCGUAUGUUGAAGACCAAGUUGGUCGGCUUCUCAUCUCUGCUUUUUGCACUGUUUGGGAGUCAUAUUUUCGGUCUUAAUCUGCGAGCACGACCUGGUCAUGUUCAGAACGAAGGGCCACGUGAUCAUAGCCCGCCACCUGAUUCAGAGGGCGAACACCAUGCUUCGAAAAGACAGAAGAGGGCCUUAGAAGGUGGGACCAACUUGUUCCUCGUUCAGCCCGGAACCAGUGGAACAAGCGAAAGAGCGAGCUCUUCUUCUUCCUCCGCUACGUGUGUAAGAUACAGGGAGAUCCAAUCUAAAAAAAAAAGAACAGCGAAUCCGGGAUCCUCCGCUUCUGCGACAUAUAUUCCGAGAGAAGAGGGCUCGUCAUUAUUGCGAAGCGAAUAUCAAGAAUAG